This is a messenger RNA of Microplitis mediator, 1933 nucleotides long. Its product is annotated as speckle-type POZ protein-like. The coding region runs from base 376 to 1407 and encodes 343 amino acids. Gene Ontology annotation, molecular function: ubiquitin protein ligase binding. Lineage: Eukaryota; Metazoa; Arthropoda; Insecta; Hymenoptera; Braconidae. The record is from RefSeq and is a predicted model, not a curated record. Gene Ontology annotation, biological process: proteasome-mediated ubiquitin-dependent protein catabolic process; regulation of proteolysis. Gene Ontology annotation, cellular component: cytoplasm. The transcript has 2 exons.
AUUAGAGAAAAGAUAUAGCUGAUUAAAUAUAAAGUUCCCCCAGAGGGUAAGUUGCCGUCGGUUUUUACUUCCACCCUGAGAAACCAAGCCUACUCUCAUACUGUUACUGACAUUAACAUGACAAACCGAAAAUUUACGAAAACUCCCGACCGCGGCCGACGUCAACACUCUGGGAAGACUUGACAUCAUAUAUCAAGAAAAAAGUUUGCUACUAAAACAAUUGUAACAAUUAAUUUGAAAGAGUAAGAGACAAUAUCAUUUUAGUAAAUUGUCAAUAGAUGUUUGCCUGAAACAAAAAAAACUAAGUGAAUAAUUAUUCGACAGCGAAAUUAAUUUUUUUAAAUCAGGUAAAAUUUAAAAUAACCAUAAUCCAAGAUGGAAGCAGGUUAUAUUUUAGUAAAAAGGAAUACUAUUACCUAUGAAUGGAAAAUUCAAGAAAUGAGUUCAUUCAUUGAAGCUUCCAAUACUUCUGACUCAAAGGUUUUAAUAACAUCACCUAAGUUCUCAACAAAAGCUAAAAGACAAGAUUUUUGGAAUCUGCUGGUACAGUUAUACGAUGCUAAGUCAGAAGAGAAAGAUGAAGUUGGCCUAUUCUUGAUGUCUUUGAAUGGUAACCGCCAAGUGAAAACGGAAUAUUCAUGGUUCAUUUUAAAUAAUGAGAAAAAACAAGUGAAUAUAAAGAAACUAAUUAAAACUUUCGGUGUUGAUGACAACUGGGGCAAUCGGCAAUUCAUAAAGAAAGAAGAUUUAUUAACAAAAAAAGAUGAAUUGUUGCCGUAUGAUAUCUUGACAAUAGGUAUCGAGCUUACAGUCUUUAAUGAUCCCGUUGGCAUUUCUACCAAUGUUCCAUUUAAUGAAUCAAAGGCUUUCAUGGCUCAUGACUAUGAAAAGCUUUAUGAGAGUAAGAUGGGUUCUGAUGUUGAGUUGAUAGUACAAGAAAAAAAAUUUCAAGCUCACAAAUUUGUUUUGAUGGUACGCAGUCCUGUGUUUCAAGCGAUGCUGACCACCGAUAUGAGGGAAAACAGGGAAAAAACGAUCACCAUAAAAGAUAUGGACUCUGAAGUAUUCAAGAGCAUGCUAGAAUUUCUUUACACUGAUAAAGUCAAUGAUUUAGAUAACGUUGCGGAACAAUUGCUCGAAGCCGCAGAUAAAUAUCAAAUUCAGACGCUCAAAGAAAUAUGUGCAGAAUCACUUUGUGAAUCUGUGACUAUCGACAAUGCCUGCAGAUUACUUGUUGUAGCUUACCUGCAUAAUACAAAGGAAAUGUUGGAGUAUAUUUCAAAUUUUAUUGUAAUUAAUGCAAGUCGUGUGGUAAAAACAGAAGAGUACAAGUUUAUGACAGAAUUGCAUCCGUGCUUAGUACCUAUUUUAUUUGAUAAACUUGCCGCUUCUUUUGAAAACAAAUAAUUUGUCACUUUUUUAAAUUUUUAUUUUAAAAUUCUCGUAUGAAGGAGAAAAAUUUAUGUUACAAGUAAAAUACAGUGAAGUUUAUGAAGAUUUGACAUCGUAUAUUCUAUAAUUAAUAAUAAGUUUGUUUUCAUUAUAUAUUAUAUUAUAUUAUUUUAUAUAUUAAUCGUUUACAUGAUUUUAUAACAUUGCGUCAUACAUGUUAAACCAACGAUAAUUCAUAAUUUCUUAAAUUCAAAUAUUUUUCACUAUAUUCGAGUUAGAAAAUUACUCGAACCAAAAAAAUUAUCUAUUAUAAUUACUUAGUAAAUAAAUUAUAAUUACUCACCUAAUUAUUUUAUUUUUUUUCAUUUAAACUACGAUCUAUGUCGAAAAGUCAAUUUAAAUAUUUAUAUCCACAGUAGUCAGUUAUUUACUGUUAAUUAUGUACUAACUUAUGAGUGUCAAUGUAGCAGACGUAAGACAAUUUAUAGAAUUAAAAUAAAUAAAUUCAAAUAAUGAAAUUUAAAAAAAAGCGCGUACUGAU